Molecule: messenger RNA, 1242 nt
Organism: Drosophila nasuta
Lineage: Eukaryota; Metazoa; Arthropoda; Insecta; Diptera; Drosophilidae
Product: lysM and putative peptidoglycan-binding domain-containing protein 4
Exons: 3
Coding region: 66-842 (258 amino acids)
Source: RefSeq, a predicted model, not a curated record
GUGACAUUAAGUGCAGAGCCAACGAAGACGAUUACCGAAUAAACAUCAGAGGCAUAGCAAAAUCUAUGCAAAUAAUGCGUCGCAAUGUGCGCCAGCAACAACAGUACAACUGGGAUGAUGGCAUCAUGGAUGAUGACAACGAAUUUGUGGACAUGCAACAGUUGCCCAAUAGAAUGGUCAAUGGCCACGCAAGACUGCCACGCUUCGAGAACACGCUCGAGGUGAAAGUACAGGAAGAUGAUACGUUGCAAGCGCUUGCUUUGCGCUUCCAUUGCUCAGUGGCUGACAUUAAGCGAUUGAAUAAGAUUGACCGCGAGAACGAGAUACAUGCCCGUCGUAUUAUUCGCAUUCCGGUCACCGUGCACAAUGUCCUUCUGGGAUCGCACGAUCCGGAUGCACUGCCCGCUGUACAUCGCAGUGGCAACAACAGCCCAAGGCACAAUUUGGAAAAGGAACUUGCGAUUGAACGCAAUCCGUUGGAGGAUGCUCGCUUAAUGUUGGACGAGCGACUGCUGGUAGCUGCUGUGAACGCUGCUGAAGGACAGCCUUCACCUCGAAGGGAUGUCAAUAAGUUCUAUGAUGGCUCGGAUGAUAACGGCAACAGGGAGCAGACUUUGGAUGACAGUACAGCCUUGCUGGACGACAUGCUAGUGGACAGACAUGCGCCCCGUUUGCGUCCGAUACCGGGUCCAUCGUUGCGGGCCAUCGACUGGUCUGGCUCGGAUUGCGACAUGUCCUGGAUAUGCCUGCUAAUAUUUAUUCUCGCACUAUGUUUCGUCAUCCCUCUGGUGUAUGUCAUCUAUCUGGCGGAGCAUCCACAUCACACCCACAGCACACCAUAGUUGACAGUGGGAAAAAUGAAACGAAGUGAUCAUCAUUCCAAAUGUGCUAAUUGAAAUGAUAUGAUAGGAAAUCACAAAACUCCAAAAUAAUACGAAAACACCCUCAAUCACUCUCUUGGCUCUGGAGGAUCGCAUUUUGAAUGUAAUUGGGAGCAAUAUAAUUUAUUUUUUUAUAUAAAUAUACACGCAUAGAAAUAAAAUACCAAUUGUGACUUGUACAAAUCGUAUAAUAUUAGAGAUGAUACCAUAUUGAAUUAAUUAAUUUAUAUUCCCAUUGCCCAAAUUAUUUUAAAUUGUGAAUCAUUUGAAAUUACGUAUUUAUAAAUCUCAACUGGCAGCCGGUAGAUAGAAUCGAUGUAAUAAAGCUGUGAACAGGUAAACAAUAAAUAGUAACACUCAA